Molecule: messenger RNA, 2802 nt
Organism: Neomonachus schauinslandi (Hawaiian monk seal)
Lineage: Eukaryota; Metazoa; Chordata; Mammalia; Carnivora; Phocidae
Gene: ELMOD3
Product: ELMO domain containing 3
Exons: 13
Coding region: 650-1798 (382 amino acids)
Source: RefSeq, a predicted model, not a curated record
GGCUGCGUGGGGACGCGGUGCGCACGCGCGGGGAGGCGUGGCCGGCGGCCUGAGCCCGACGCGACGGCUCCCGGGUUCUGGGCCGCGGCCAGCGAACCCCUACCUCUGCGGAGCGGGCGUGGGGUGGAGAUGGUCGCCCCCGGCCGAGACGAGGCUGAGAGCUGCAAGCCUGAGAGAGAAUCUCGCCCGGGACCCAGGAGGCCAGAGGUGUGGUCUGCGCUCUGCCUUGGGCGCGCCCAAUGACCCGAGACAGUAACUGUCCCUGUUGAAGUCCCCAGAGCUCCAGUUGGAACUGAGGCACUAGCAGGUGUGUAAAGUUGGUCAUGCUUCUGUGCUGCGUGAUUUCAUUUCAUACACAGAAACAGAAGAGGGUUCCUGAGAUCACUGGUACCAUCCCUGCCUGUCACCUUCCCAAGGACUGAGACUUCAGAGACCUCAGGGACUUCUUUCAGUACUCACAGAAACCUCCUAGCCUUGGUGAUGGCACAUGGGGACUGUUUACUUACUCUUAGUCUGAAUGACUGCCACGAAGGAAGGCAAAGGUAGAGCAGUCGGAUCGCUGGCUCUCCCCAUACUUCUAAUCUCAGACUUUAUUAGACUCCUUUCUGAGCCCAAGGACAAAGCUCACUUGAACAAAUGACCUUGAAUCAUGAAUGAAAACUCUUGCUCUUUCCAUAAUGAGAAAGGAUUAAGAGAUGGACAGGUUGAAAGUGUGUGUGCUGCGUAUCCUCCACCAUAUGACAAGGACACCAGUGCUCUUCGGGCUCUCAGAGGAAUUCCUAUCUCAGAGUUGAAGAACCAUGGCAUCCUCCGGGCCCUGACAGCAGAAGCAAAUGGAUGGGAGCCACGUGUUGUGAGUGCGGAGGUGCUCAGAGCCCAAGAAGAAUGGGAAGCUGUGGACAACAUCCGGACAGAGACAGGGAGCCAGGCCAGCGCAGACCAGCCUGGGCAGCUGAUCUCCUUCAGUGAGGCUCUGCAGCAUUUCCAGACCGUGGACCUCUCUUCCUUCAAGAAAAGAAUCCAGCCAACUAUUCGAAGGACGGGGCUCGCCGCCCUCCGGCACUGCCUCUUCGGGCCUCCGAAGCUCCACCAGGGUCUCCGAGAAGAAAGGGACUUGGUCCUGACCAUUGCUCAGUGUGGCCUGGAUAGCCAAGACCCAGUGCAUGGCCAAGUCCUCCAGACCAUCUACAAGAAACUGACUGGCUCCAAGUUUGACUGUGCCCUCCACGGAGACCACUGGGAAGAUCUGGGCUUUCAGGGAGCGAAUCCAGCCACAGACCUGAGAGGAGCAGGCUUCCUUGCCCUCCUGCACCUGCUGUACCUGGUGAUGGACUCAAAGACCUUGCUGAUGGCCCAGGAGAUUUUCCGCCUGUCUCGUCACCAUAUCCAGCAAUUCCCCUUCUGUUUGAUGUCCGUGAAUAUCACCCGCAUCGCAAUCCAGGCUUUAAGGGAGGAGUGCCUCUCCAGGGAGUGUAACCGGCAGCGAAAGGUGAUCCCAGUGGUGAACAGUUUCUAUGCCGCCACCUUCCUCCGCCUUGCACAUGUCUGGAGGACGCAGCAGAAGACCAUUGCUGACUCUGGCUUUGUCCUCAAAGACUUGGAGGUGUUGGCCAAGAAGAGCCCCAAGCGGCUGCUCAAGACCCUGGAAAUCUACCUGGCUGGAGUGUCAAAGGGACAGGCCUCGUUGUUGGGAGCACAGAAGUGCUUUGGGCCACAAGCCCCUCACUCCAAGGAUCUCACCUUCACAGGCGUGUGUGACCUGCCGCCACAUUCAUCCGAAGGCAUGUGGCUGAUCUGACCAGCCCAAGGCUGACAGAGACUUAAAAGAUGGGCCACAGGGGCAUUGGGAGGGUGCACAGCGCAUUAUGCCAGGCGUACCCGGGCUGGGCCUGGUCAGGGAAGCCAAGGACCCUCACCCAUGUGAGACAUUAGGGAUAGUUAGACCCACCCUGCUCCCCACAGACCCGCCUCCAGGGCAAGGAUUUGCCAGAAUUGGAGUUGAGCUAGUUGAGAGUUGGUUUCCAGGUAAUCUCGACGAGUGGAUGGAUCAUGAGGUGGGAAGGCCCUGCCUGGAUGUUCCCCGUAUGCCCACGCUGAGAGAUAUUCCCACGCUGAGGUGCCAGAUUCUGGCUCGCUGGGCAGCUGGGCUCUCAGGCCGUGGGUGUCCACAGGACAGGGACCCUGGAGCUAGAAUUUGAAGGGAGAAGGUAGCCGUGGCAGCAGCCAGCAGGGGGCAGCAUGAACCAGGGCAAGAGGCCUUCUCUCCAUCCUCUCCCCAUCCCUCAGCCCCGCUGUUGAUGACACAGAACCGGCUGUCCGGUAGGUGUCUCCAUUGCUGCCCAUCCCAACUGCCCACCAGCUGGGCACCCCCUUGCUCACACUCCCCACCCCGUGGAGGUGUGUAGUUCCCAUCAGGGAUGGCUUUCUGGCCUGGUUGAAGGAAGGAGGAAAUUCACACACCAGCAGUUUUUGAAUAAAAGAAUUGUUCCAGGUCAAGGGCCCCAGUGGUUUUCCUCCAAGACAAGCCUUGCCCUUUCCUGUGGCCCUGUUGUUCCAGGGCCUGGUGAGAGCCAGGGGCUCCAGGAGAGAAGGUUGCUCUGCCCUGGCCAGGCUCCCACCGAGUGUAUAUGGUGUCCAUCCUGCACUUAGAGGCCAAGACUCCUUGUGCACUCUAGCCAGGGGGCAGGGCGGCCCUGGCUCUGGUUAAGAUUGCUGUGUUUUUUCCUACAUUGGCUUCUGGGGAAGCUAGUAGCUCUGUUGCUCCAUUCCUCCAGGCCAGGGUAUCCUGAGCUGGGGAGACCC